AACCUGCCAUAAAAUCUGAUGCCACGGAGCAGCAGGACGUACUCUCUCUAGAACUGACAAAGUUGUUUCUAAAUAUCGAAGAUAUCAUGGGAGACUUAAAAAUCAGGGACUAUGACAGCAUCGCAUCUUUUCUUGGAACGUGGGGACCUUUUCAGUUUAAGAUUUUUCUUGCACUGGCCAUCAGCAUCCUCCCGAAUGGRUUUARCGGCAUCUUUAUKGUAUUUGUGGGUGAUACCCCACCUCACGAGUGCUAUAUCCCUGAGAAUUAUAGCAUCAGUGACAUGUGGAGAAAUGUGACAAUCCCACUGGAAACAGUCAAUGGCAUCGAGAAGCGCAGCUCCUGCURGAGGCUCAACCUGGACAUGAUCAGGAACUUCUCCCAGAAUGAAAUUGUUCCAAAUGUGGAUGUAAACGUGAYUGAAGUUCCACUGGAAAGUUGUUUGGACGGGUGGACGUACAGCAAAGAAAUCUACCAGUCCACCAUUGUCACAGAGUGGGACUUGGUUUGUGACAAUGCAUACAAACUUCCACUGUCUACRUCCAUCCAUUACGUUGGGGUGCUGUUGGGAGCAUUAAUCUCAGGCCAGAUGUCUGACAGGUAUGGACGGAAGCCUGUGCUCUUUAGCAUGAUGAUCCUUCAAACUGUGUCGAUCACAGCCCAGAUAUUCUCCCCAAACUGGGAGGUCUUCAGCUUUCUGUUCUUCUUGGCGGGUGCCGGGGGAUUUUCCAACUYUAUCAUUGGAUUUGUGCUGGGAACAGAAGUUUUAAGCCCAAAAGCCAGAGUGGUCUUCUGCUCCKUUGGGGUUUUCAUGGCCURGGCUGUGGGUUACAUGGCGAUGCCUGCCGUGGCUUACUUUAUCCGUGAAUGGCGGAUGCUGCUGAUUCCUAUGGCAGCCUCUGGCCUGAUCUAUGUCCCUCUGUGGUGGUUUAUUCCAGAGUCUCCUCGCUGGCUGCUCARUCAGGGACGGGUGAAGGAGGCAGAGGCCAUUCUGAGACARGCUGCCAAGGAAAACAACAUCGAGGCUCCGCAAGACAUUUUUACACAAGCUGAGAUCGAUGACGCCCUGGCCAUGAAAGACACAAAAUACAACAUUUUAGACAUCUUGAGGAACUGCAACAUGUUCUCCGUCACAUUAAUUUGCUCACUCCUGUGGGUCAUCAUCACCCUCAGCUACUACGCUUUAAUCCUCAACACGUCAAACCUGCAUGGAGACCCUUACAUUAACUGCUUCUUGUCUGCUGUGACUGAGGUGCCAGCUUACCUAAUCGCUUUAUUACUGCUGCAGCGCUGCUCCAGGCACAUCUGCCAGUCAUCUUCACUCUUCCUCGGGGGRGUGAUGAUCCUCUGUGUUCAGCUCAUUCCACUUGAUUUACCAGUUGUGGCUGUGUUCCUCGAGAUGCUGGGGAAGUUUGGCAUCACAUGUGCUUUUUGUAUUGUGUACGCCGUGUCGUCAGAGCUCUUCCCCACUGUUAUCAGAAAUACAGCAAUGGGGUGUUGCUCCAUGUCGGCUCGGAUUGGAACCAUCAUCUCUCCCUUUAUCAUUUACCUGGGAAGAUAUUUCAGGGCACUGCCGUACAUAUUGAUGGGGGCUCUCGCCAUCUCUGGUGCRGUCUUAUGUCUCCUMCUGCCUGAAACUUUUGGGAAGACGUUGCCAGAGACCUUUUCACAAAUGCAGCCGAUAUGGAGGAGAAGAGGGAAAAACCAGAAGGAAGCUGAACAUGGAGAGAAGACGGCUGAAUAUCAGAGUAAAGAAUCCAGGUUAUAAUGAAUUAUCAUCUUUUGUAUAUCUGCAUUGUGUUCUCCAUGAUGGUGAUUGGUCAAUCGCAGUAAACUCCGCUUUUUAUUUGUACUCACCCAUAGCAAGAGAAGGAAAACCUCAGUUGACUUAUUGAGUUGAUAACCAGCGUCAUGAGACUAAUAACAUUUGUUCGGUACACACAAAUCCUAAGUAUGUUGAACUCCCUUUAUUAUAUAGGCCCCACAUUUUAUGAAAUCUUUGUUUUUGUUUGGUUGUGUGUCUUAUAUUAUUGGAAAUGUUUAAAAUYUUGUAUCUGUCUAAUAAUUUACAAUGUAGCAAGUUGUUAGUUUUUGUGACUGCAGACCCCAUGAGGAGCUMUGUUGCAGAAAACUAGAGACGGCAUGUUUUAAAAAGACAUUCAUUUGUUUUUAUUUUUAGACUGAUUUACAGUUCGUUUGUUAAAGCUUCUGCAUUUCUCCCUAGAAAAACAAAUCACUGUGAAAUUAGUAGAUCAAAAUAAUCUAUUUGAAUAUGUUAAAAUGAGUCAUAUUAACUUUCAUAGUCAUAAACAGUCAUAAAAACGUAUUGAUUCAGUCUUAUAUGAAUCAGCAUUUCAGGGAAAAGAGUCAGAAACACAACUAUAAAUCGGUUAUUACUUUCAUUGUUUAGGUUUUUACUGUGUUCAUUUAGUUUAGCUCAUUAACCGCUGUCGCCAGCGUACCUGACCACGUGAAGCACAACCCAUUCACUUUCAAUUUUCAUUUCUCAGGUUGGAUAAAAUAAACUGCACUCUACUACUCUAUACUCUAACAUCCAAUUAUUUUGUAUUU
Molecule: messenger RNA, 2569 nt
Organism: Paralichthys olivaceus (Japanese flounder)
Lineage: Eukaryota; Metazoa; Chordata; Actinopteri; Pleuronectiformes; Paralichthyidae
Source: RefSeq, a predicted model, not a curated record